Molecule: messenger RNA, 2553 nt
Organism: Salmo salar (Atlantic salmon)
Lineage: Eukaryota; Metazoa; Chordata; Actinopteri; Salmoniformes; Salmonidae
Product: serine/threonine-protein phosphatase PP1-beta catalytic subunit
Cellular component (GO): cytoplasm; nucleus
Molecular function (GO): protein serine/threonine phosphatase activity
Source: RefSeq, a predicted model, not a curated record
AGACCACGCCCUCUGCUGGUGAGCACGACGUAGUUCUCUCUGCGUAGUAGUUUUUCGUGUUUCAAAGAAAAUGGCGGAAAGCGAGCUCAACGUUGACAGCAUCAUCUCUCGAUUGCUUGAAGUGCGAGGAUGUCGUCCAGGGAAGAUAGUCCAGAUGACGGAGGCGGAGGUGCGGGGGUUGUGCAUCAAGUCCCGGGAGAUCUUCCUCAGUCAGCCCAUUCUACUGGAGCUGGAGGCUCCGCUCAAAAUCUGCGGUGAUAUCCAUGGCCAGUACACAGACCUGCUGCGGCUCUUUGAGUACGGGGGCUUCCCGCCGGAGGCUAACUACCUGUUCCUGGGAGACUACGUGGACCGAGGCAAGCAGUCCCUGGAGACCAUCUGUCUACUGCUGGCCUACAAGAUCAAAUACCCCGAGAACUUCUUCCUACUCAGAGGCAACCACGAGUGUGCUUCCAUCAACCGCAUCUACGGUUUCUAUGACGAGUGCAAACGCAGAUUCAACAUAAAGCUGUGGAAGACCUUCACAGAUUGCUUCAACUGUCUGCCCAUUGCCGCUAUAAUCGAUGAGAAGAUCUUCUGCUGCCAUGGAGGUCUCUCUCCUGAUCUACAGUCCAUGGAGCAAAUUCGACGCAUCAUGAGGCCAACCGAUGUCCCUGACACAGGCCUGCUGUGUGAUCUGCUGUGGUCGGAUCCAGACAAAGACGUGCAGGGCUGGGGGGAAAACGACCGGGGCGUCUCCUUCACCUUCGGGGCCGACGUGGUCAGCAAGUUCCUCAACCGCCACGACCUGGACCUCAUCUGCAGAGCCCACCAGGUUGUUGAGGACGGCUAUGAGUUUUUUGCCAAACGGCAGCUGGUGACGCUGUUCUCGGCUCCCAACUACUGCGGGGAGUUUGAUAACGCUGGGGGCAUGAUGAGCGUUGACGAGUCCCUCAUGUGUUCCUUUCAGAUUUUGAAGCCGUCAGAGAAAAAAGCUAAGUACCAGUAUGGAGGGGUGAACUCGGGACGCCCCGUAACCCCGCCCCGUACUGCCCAAGCCCCCAAGAAGAGGUGAGCGUCUGGCCCCACCCCCCCGUCACACAUCCUCCUCGCACCCUUACCCCUGCUGUCCCCUGCAACGUCCUGUCCCCUCCCUCCCAUCUAUAGGAAGCGCUCUAGCCCCCCCUGACCUCUUUCAUAUAUGUGUAAAACAUAAAAUCUUUGCUGUGAACGUUUGUUUUUUUUUGCUUGUUUGUUGGUAUUUUUAUUCAUAAUGUAAGUGACUUGUGGUUUUUCAAUGCUAUGAAAUGUGUUGCUCAGGUUAAGGUGCAGCAAUACGAUACAAAACUUUUGUGGAAAGGGGCAACACGUUUGGAACGGACGCUUUUCUGCCUUCAAACAUAGUAAAAAGUAUAGCUUUUUAUUUGAGUGAGGUGGGUUCUUUACCCCCAGCCAACAACGUUGACUCUUCCAGACCUAUAACGUUUCCAGACCCUCGCAUUUUCCCUGCUAAUGCGUAUGUAACCUUCUCACAAUAUUACUAAUAACAUGCCAUUUUCCUCCCACAUUUUGGCUACAGUAACUGAGGGGAAUGGUUUAGCCUCCUAGUGAGUUUGGAGAAUGUCAUUUUCACCCUGUUGGACUCCAUGUUCUCUUUAUGCGGACACUAAUGAAGUAUUAACAAAAAUUACUUUGAAAGUACUCGUACAAAUGCAUAUUAUCAGAACCAUACAAAGUGACGGUAUAUACACACGGGGCAUGUAUUGCGUACAGAGAAGUACUAGUACAGUUAAGGUCGUUUGUACUAACUCAAAGGGCUCACAAAUGGGUGUUCCAAAUGCCUGUUGGUUUUGAAUCGAGCCCUUCCAGCCUCUUCUUAUCCACUGAACCUGCUUCCAUUGCUGAAGACUGUUUGUUAUGGACAUUGCUUUUACUGUAUGCCUGUGAGAAUGCAUAGAUGGUUGUGGCAUGGGAAGUUAAAGGCAAGAUUCAAAGGCACCUGAUUUCAAUUGGUGUUCAGUAGCCUAUUAUUUUUCUCACACACACACACGACCAGUUGGCUCCACAAGACUAUUACCCGUUUUUUUUUUGGUUUUUUUUAACUUAUGAGCGGUUAUCAGCAUUGCCCCUGCAGUUCUUGUAAACAUGAAAUAUUACACACAGGGGUCAAGCGCAUGUUUACCAAGCUCGCAGAGAUGGCACUUUUUACUCGGCAGUAUGUUACUUAGACAUUGCUGCCCCCUAGUGGUAGAUUGACCGCCUAAAAGAGGCUGAAGACGUCAACUAGCAAGGCAUCUGAAUGCAUGAGCCAGUGAGUAUAUCUACUUGGUGGACCUUUCCUGUAUGCUGAUUCCAAUAUCUGGUUCAGAAUUAUUAUUCUCAUCCAACUAAUGAUCUUACUAAGGAAUAUUUGAAAUAACAUUUUAGUUUGAGUUAGGGCAUAUCUCGCCUUUUUGCCUUGUUCUCAUCUAUCGGCUCUAUUCAAGUUGGAAACUCAUUGUUUUAAACAGUUUUGAGAUUUGUACAAGUUUGUUUCAGAAUCUUUGAAUGGAAUAAAUGGAACAGUGCUGUUGA